AUGACGUAUUUCGACAUUAUUCUGGGAAUGGAUUGGUUGAGUGAAAAUGGCGCAACUAUAGACUGUGUGACGAAGCAAAUUAGUUUUCACCCUCCGGGACAAAUCGAGUCCGUUUUUCAAGGACAGGAAGUAACUUCUCCACCGUAUUUGAUCUCUGUAGCAAAAGUUUGUAAAUUAAUUCAGAAAGGGUGUCGGGGGUACUUAUGCAGCGUUCUGGAGGAACAAGUAGUGAACGGGAAUACCGACAUGAUCCCAGUCGUUUGUGAAUUUCCGGAUGUCUUUCCAAAGGAGUUACCUGGGCAGUUAAUAGACCGUGAGAUUGAGUUUACAAUCGAUGUAACCCCGGGAACUCAACCCAUAUCUAAGACUCCCUAUAGAAUGUCACCAGCUAAGAUGAAGGAAUUAAAAAUCCAAUUGCAAGAUUUAUUGGACAAAGGAUUUAUCCGUCCAAGUGUGUCUCCAUGGGGUGCACCAGUUUUGAUUGAUGACUUAUUUGAUCAACUACAAGGGGCUCAAGUCUUUUCGAAGAUCGAUUUACGGUCUGGAUACCAUCAAUUAAAGGUUAAAGCUGAUGACGUUGAGAAGACAACUUUUCGAACCUGGUACAGUCAUUAUGAGUUUCUAGUUAUGCCCUUUGGAGUUACGAACGCCCCAGCAGCCUUUAUGGAUUUGAUGAACCGCGUCUUUAAGCCCUAUUUGGAUGAAUUUGUAGUAGUCUUUAUUGAUGAUAUUCUCAUUUAUUCAAAGAAUGCAGAAGCUCACGAGAAUUAUCUUCGGUUGAUCCUUCAUACCCUCCGGGAAAAGAAAUUGUAUGCAAAAUUGAAGAAAUGUGAAUUUUGGCUACGAGAAGUGGCAUUUCUGGGGCAUGUUAUCACAAAAGGAGUUUCUGUUGAUCCACAUAAGAUUGAGGCGAUCGUGAAUUGGCCAACUCCCACUAAUGUGACAGAAAUCCAUUACCAUCCUGGCAAAGCCAACACAGUUGCGGAUGCGCUGAGUCGGAAAAGUGUGGGGAUUUUAGCAAAUUUGGUUGCAGGGCAAAAGGAAUUAGCAAAUGAAUUGGCCAAAAUGGACGUGGAUCUCGUAUUACAUGGACAAGAAGCUUUAGUGAUAGCCAUAAGAGCCCAACCAGCCUUAAUUGAGGAGAUUAAAUUGCAACAGAUGAAAGAUGAUACUUUAAGGAAGAUAAGUGAUGAGUUAGGAACCAAGUCGAGGCCGGGGUUUAGUUUGGUGGACACGAGGUUUCUUUAUGGAAUUGACAAGUUAUCCUUACCCGGUCGGAGGUUCUUCUAUAGAACUGACAAGUAUGAUUUAUCAGCGCUAACGGAUGCACCAUAUUUUUACCACCCAAGAAAGGCAAAUACAAUUGCAGAUGCUUUGAGCCGAAAGUCUAUUAGGAAUUUAUCAUGUUUGCUCACUGGACAAAAAGAAUUGUUGCGUGAUCUGGAAAGAAAUGAAAUUGAAGUGGUUUUGCGUGAACAGGGUGGAGUUCUAGCAACCAUUUCUGCUCAACCGGCCAUAGUUGAGGAAGUUAAAGAAAAGCAAUUACAAGAUGAAUUUUUGAAAAAGAUUGUUGAUGAGAUUGAUUCAAAACCAAGGCCUAGAUUUGUGUUUGAAGACAAUGUUCUAAAAUUUCAAGGAAGACUUUGUGUAUCGGAUUGUUUUGAAUUGAGAAAGCGUAUCAUGACCAAAGCUCAUAACUUCGAAUUUGCUAUGUAUCUCGGAAAUAUAAAAAUGUACAAAGAUCUAAAACAGAAUUUCUGGUGGACUGGAAUGAAGAAGAGUAUUGCUGACUUUGUAGCUAAAUGUUUGCAUUGCCAACUAGUGAAAGCCGAACAUCAACGACCCGCUGGAUUACUACAGUCGCUUCCAAUACCGGAAUGGAAGUGGGAGCACAUUACGAUGGACUUUAUUAUUAGAUUGCCUUGCUCCUCUUGA
Camellia sinensis is the source of this 1935-nucleotide messenger RNA. Lineage: Eukaryota; Viridiplantae; Streptophyta; Magnoliopsida; Ericales; Theaceae. The record is from RefSeq and is a predicted model, not a curated record.